CUACCACAUCUAUUGAAUAUGAUAAACAGAAGCUGAUAUAAAUAGGAUGUCGUCUCCUCAACUUUCACAUUCGAUUGGCAAGAUGUUCUGCACAAAGCUGACCACCGUUUCUCUUCUGCUUGGAGCCUGGUGUUGGACAUUGGCUGCAGAGCUUUACCAUGAAGUGGCGUGCCCAGGAGUCAACCCGAAGCUGAAGUGUCCUGAUGGACUCAGAAUUAGAUUGAAGGCUGUAGACUACGGUUUGAAGGAGGAUGCUGACUGCUCUGCUCCCCAUCGGCCUGCCGAAGUCUCAACAAUGAUGGGCUUUCAUCCUUUGUUCUAUGGUUGGGUGGAAUCUAUCUGUGAAAACGAAGUGUAUUGCCGCCUGCCAAAGCCCAACAUCACGAUGUUCGUACAAAAUUGGUCACCUGACAACUUCAUCCAAAUCUCCUACACUUGUGAACAAGAAUUUGAAGACAUGAUGUCAAAGGUCUUGUGCGAUGGAGAAAGUCAAACUCUCACAUGUGAGACUGGAAAGCUGGUGAUCCUGAAGGCAAAGUAUGGCCGUCUGGAUGAGAAUACCUGCACUGAUACGCCCUCAGAAAUGACUUUCUGUAACAGUCCCUUCGCUGCAGCUCGAGUUGAAGAUGUAUGUUACCACAAUGGAAUUACUAACAAAUGCACCCUUACAGUAAACAGUGAUAUCCUGGGAUCCCCAGGGCCAUGUGAUACACUUCCAAAGUAUCUCUCUGUGGAUUAUAGAUGUGUUGAGGUGGACGAAUAGUCACCCACCAGAGGCCAGAGUGGAGGAGUAACCAGGAGUAACCAAUCAUAGCUCUUUGCUCACCAGCAUGACAGUACACUAGAUGUAGAAUGCUAAUAAAAAGAUUGCUCAGC
This is a messenger RNA of Hippocampus zosterae (dwarf seahorse), 876 nucleotides long. RefSeq lists its product as uncharacterized. Lineage: Eukaryota; Metazoa; Chordata; Actinopteri; Syngnathiformes; Syngnathidae. The record is from RefSeq and is a predicted model, not a curated record. The transcript is spliced from 9 exons. Bases 47 to 763 code for a protein of 238 amino acids. Gene Ontology annotation, molecular function: carbohydrate binding.